Triticum aestivum (bread wheat) is the source of this 2600-nucleotide messenger RNA. Its product is annotated as G-type lectin S-receptor-like serine/threonine-protein kinase B120. Bases 423 to 2228 code for a protein of 601 amino acids. NCBI's taxonomy places the organism in Eukaryota, Viridiplantae, Streptophyta, Magnoliopsida, Poales, Poaceae. Gene Ontology annotation, biological process: recognition of pollen; protein phosphorylation. The record is from RefSeq and is a predicted model, not a curated record. The transcript has 5 exons. Gene Ontology annotation, molecular function: protein kinase activity; ATP binding.
CUCUCCUUGACUGCUUCCAUGACUCCCAGAAACUUCCUGUGGGAAAAGAACCACAAAUAAAAUGCUUGACUGACUCUGCCUUUUCCCGGAGUUCUGAUGUACCUUGCCCAAGGCAAACUCAUCUGCCUCUUUGCUUCCAUAUCCCAGUUCCAUAGUUCGCUGCAGCAAUGGAUCCCCUUCCGUUACACACAAUCAUCUGCCUUGUAUGUUGGUCAUUUUAGUUAUUCCCGUUCUGUGCAUCAUCCGGCAGCUGCCUUCUUCCCGACAAGCCACUUUCUGCUCGAAGCACCAUCACCUCCGACGACGGCACUUUUGCCCUGGGAUUCUUCUCCCCGUCCAGCUCUGGCACAAAACAUUACUACGUCGGCAUAUGGUACAAGAACAUACCCCAAGACAACAUUGUGUGGGUUGCCAACCGUGCUAUGCCGAUCGCCGAUCCUUCUUCUGCAAUACUCGCCUUCACAAACAAAUUCAAUCUCGCCUUGUCAGACACCAAUGGCCAGCUUCUCUGGAUGACAAACAUCAGUGCUACAGGAAAUUCAUCAUCAGAGGCAACUGGUGGAGAAGCCAUGCUUGAUAACAAUGGGAAUUUUAUCCUUCAGUCAUCAGAAGGCAUCAUCUUAUGGCAAAGCUUCGAUUACCCGACCGACACUCUCCUUCCAGGUAUGAACCUCAGGAUCACCCACAGGACGCAUGCACUACAACGGCUUAUCUCUUGGAGAAACCCCCAGGACCCAUCCCCGGGGAACUUCUCAUAUGGUGCAGACCCUGAUGAGUUUCUGCAGCGUUUUAUAUGGAAUGGCUCAACACCAUACCGGCGAAGUCCGGUAUGGAAUAACUUUUUGGUAGUCGGGCAGUAUAUCGAGAGUAUCAGGUCCACAAUUUACUUUACGCUGCAAACUAUUGAUGAUGAGGUAUACAUUUCCUUUGGACUACCAGCACCAAGUGUCUCCUCAUUGUUGCUUGUGAAGAUGGACUACUCAGGCAAGAUGAAGAUACGAACCUGGAAAAGCAACGUGUCCAAAUGGACUGACCUGCAGUCAGAACCUAACCAGGAAUGCAACAAAUUUGGUUACUGUGGUCCAUUUGGUUACUGUGAUAACACGCAGCCUAUUGUGACAUGCAAGUGUUUUGAUGGCUUUGAGCCAAACAACAAACAAGAAUGGACAGCCCACAGGUUUUCACAGGGAUGCCAUCGGAUGGAAGCACUAAGAUGUGGUCAAGGGGAUGGCUUCUUAAAUACGUCAAACAUGAAGGUUCCCGACCAGUUCGUUUUUGUCAAGAAUAGAAGCUUAGAUGAAUGCAUAGCAGAAUGCACCAGUAACUGCUCCUGCACGGCGUAUGCUUAUGCCAAUAUGAGCACCAAGUUUAUGAAUGGCGAUGAAACUAGGUGCCUAUUAUGGAUUGGAGAUUUGAUUGACACAGAGAAGCUAAUUGGACAAGGGGAAAACCUCUACAUCCGGAUUAAUGGAUUGAAUGAUAAAAAGCGGAAGAGCAUUGUUUUAAAAAUUACACUGCCAGUCGUGUCAAGUUUGCUCAUAGUCAUAUGUGCGUGGCUUGUUUGGAUCUGCAACUUGGGAGGCAAACAAAAAAACAAGAAAAAUUGGAAGAAGGUGAUGUCAGGAACUUCGAGCACUUCUGUUGAACUUCACGAUGGAAACUUAAAGUAUCCUUUUAUAAGCUUCAAAGAAAUUGUACUUGCAACAAACAAUUUCUCUAACUCCAACAUACUUGGACAUGGAGGUUUUGGCAAUGUUUACAAGGGGACAUUAGAAGAUGGUACAAAAAUUGCUGUGAAAAGGCUUAGUAAGGGUUCUGGCCAGGGGGUAAUAGAGUUCAGAAAUGAAGUAAUACUCAUUGCGAAGUUGCAGCACCAAAACUUGGUUAGACUUCUAGGUUUCUGCAUCCAUGGAGAUGAGAAACUAUUGAUAUAUGAAUACUUACCUAACAAGAGUCUAGACGCCAUGCUUUUCGAUGCCACAAGAAAAUCAAUGCUUGAUUGGCCGAUGAGAUUCGAGAUAAUCAAAGGGGUAGCUAGAGGACUUCUUUAUCUUCAUCAAGAUUCAAGGCUGAAGAUAAUUCACAGGGAUCUGAAAGCAAGCAACAUAUUACUAGAUGCCGAAAUGAGCCCUAAAAUAUCUGAUUUUGGUAUGGCAAGGAUAUUUGGCGGCAAUCAGCAGCAAGAAAAUACCGACCGCGUUGUUGGCACUGUUAGAAUUAUAAUAUAGGUCAUGUACCCCUUUGUAUUUAUCCCGUUGUAUAAGGGGUUUCCUGCAUAUGUUCCACACCUGUACAUGUAUAUAUAUCGGCCUAUGGCCUCAUGGGAAUACAAGUUGCUUAUUCCUAACAUGGUAUCAGAGCUUUAGGUCUCUUUUUUUCGCACGCGCAACUCGUGCUACGAUCCCAUCUCCGCCGCCGCGGCCGCGGUUUCUCUUUGCCUCGGCGUCGCUGCUGUGUCUCCAGGCGCCCUUCACGCCUCCCGCCGCCCGCCACAGGACUCGCGGUCGCUCCCGCCGCUCCCGCUCUCAGGGCCGCUCCCGCCCGCCAGCUCCUGCCGUCCGCCAGGACUCCGCGGUCGCUCCUGCCGCUCCCGAUCUCAG